CUUCGGACCAACUCCACAUCAUCGUUUCUGAUCACUCUUAAAGGAGCACUGUAAGUAUUCUUUAACCUUCUUUCGCACGCCCUCAUGUCAAGGAAACGAUAACAUUUAAUCGCUAUUCUUGGAGUAUUAAUAUACAUUUACAGGUUUUCAUUAGAGUGAAAUCGUUAUUCUGUGGUUGCGCGACUUGCUCACCGUACAAGUCAUUUUCCUCUUCGAAAUUGGACUAGUUUCUGAGAACACUACCUUGUCUAAAGAAAGCCAAAACUCCCAGUAUUUCCUGACUCUUAAAGAUAUCAGACUCUGAAAUAUCAGUUCCAGCUAUUUUGUUUUAAACCAUUUAGACAAAAGCGUUUAAAACGAUCAAGUAAAAGAUUUAUAUCACAUGGAAACUCGUAUAUAAACUGACUCGGACAAGACCUUUGAUUUCAUCACCUUCAGGAAGAAUCGUGAGUACUUUUGCUUUCAUUACAGAAUGCGCAUCAGUCAUAUUAUUGUCAGUAUCUGCGAACAUAAGUUGAAAAUAGCUCAUUUUUUUAUCAGACAAUGUUCAUCCGGUGACCUGUUUCUAUUUUUUUUUCCUGUUCAUUGAGACUAUUGGGUUGGAUAUUUUCUGUGCCAGUCGUUAACGGCCGCGAUAAAAAGAUCCGUUGAUAGUCCUAUCCUGCUAUCUUUGCUCUCUGUUUUCUAUUUUAAUCGUAGGCAGUAACCGUGAAAAGUUCAUUAAUCUUAACUAAAACUUUUGUCGCAAGGAAACAUCCAGCUUGACUUGCCUAGGUCAUUCAGCAAAUUUGUAUUAUCUCGCGUCUUAUAGAGCUAAUCCGCUGUAAUACCAUUUCCCUAUGAUACCCUAUGAAAAAAAACCGCCAAACAAUAACUUAUAUUGGGAUAAAAAAAAAUAAAUUUAAAACUUACGAUUCCCAUUGCGCUAAGGGGGGGCUCAAAUCGUCGGAAUUAUUAAAAGUGAAACUUCAAUAGAGCUGUAUUGUACUUAAAACUUAUUUCUCAAACUGCGUGUGUUAUCUACAAGUACAGACUGUAAGUCAGCCAAUCAGGUUAACGAUACAGAGAGUUUCAGUUUUCUUGUAGAUUUUCCGUGUAAAUCUGCAUGCAUCUGCAAAUUUAUGAAAUAUCUAGUUUUCUCGAGUUUUGAAGGAGAAAAGUGCUUAAAAACAACGUCAGUUGUGACGAACAUCUAAAACGAGCUUCGAUGCGGAACUUCUUCCGGUCGUUGUGAUUAGUUAAAUUCAAGUACUAAUGCUCCAAAUAUACUAUUAGAUAUACAUGAUAUUGAACUCGCCAUGACCAGGCAAUUUUAUGGCCAUAUUUUGUAAUAUCUAUAAAAAAAUCUCAUUUUCCAAUCAAUGAAUUAAAAGAAUUGUUUUCCGAAUUCCUCAAAGCUAAAAAAUAUUUCUUGGCAAUUUCGCUUUUUUUUUUAGCUUGCAAAGUGACUAGCUAUUAACUAGUGCUUUUGAAAAAGCGACUGAUUAAUUGGUAAACUAAGACAAUUACAACUUCUUAACCAAUGAAAAAAGUGCUGAUGUUGCCCGUUUUGCGUCAUUUUCUGGACGCACAAAAUUACUCAAUCGUAAAAAAAAAUACAAUCUAUAUUGAUAUAUUAGUGAGGAAAAAUAUUUAAAGGUGAUGAUAAAACAAGACGUAGCAAUAACGGCCAAAGACGAAGACGACUAAAGACAGUGGCAAACUGGAAAAGUUUAAGGUAAAUUUUCCAAAAUGUAGAAGUCGCAGCGUGGCUGUAAAAAAGAUUUACCCCUGUCGCGAUCAAUUUACAAUAUCAAGCGAGCUUUAAGGACAAAUUCUCUGAGUUUUUAUUCCGAUCUCAGCCGACUUCCCUAUUGUAGUUUAACCAAGAUAUUUGCCCCUGGGAUUAGAAAAAGGUAAAUAAGUCCAAGAAACUUAACGACUAACAUUCAUGGAAACCAGGUUCUUAACGCACGUGCGCUGAUCAGUCACGGUCUCAUAAGAGGCUUUUUGCCGCAGGUUUCACAAACUUCGUUGAUAAUUUAAAUUGGCCACCGUAAGAGUUUCGAGCAUUGGCCGUUCGUCAGGGUGAAUUAAGACAUAAAUUAUUCCUGAUAUAUAGGACUAUGUUUUUGUAUAAGAGUAUUUUUUGUGUGCAUCUCAUUCUUACGCGAAAAAAAAAAUGUUGAAGUCGCCAGUAAUGAUGUUUCUGAAGAAUCCAGAAAGAAGAAUAUUGACACUGCGUACCAAGUUUUGCUAGAUUUCAAAUUUAACGUUUAAAAGGCUACCCAUUUUGGAUUCCGGAGUCUUCGCUUGAACGAGUGUGACGGAAUCUUUAUCUGUCGUCUUCGCUUUCUUUUUAACUCUAUGAGGCCCACUGAAAAAAUUGAUUAAAGCUGCGUUAGGGCUAUGAACCGCUCUCGCGAGACAAAGCGGAACGGCGGUCAGUUAUUUCAUGAAAAUGAAAAAAAAAAACAAAAAAAAACAAUCAAAGACCGCCCAUGGUUUUGUUGAGUAAAUUAGCCCAUUUUUCUCUAUUACGAACCUUUUUAGCUAAUGAGCUUAUGGGAUGACUUAUGGAAUUGCCUUUGAAAGAAUUUCGUUUGAAAGGUGCGACUAUUUUAGCCAAAAGCUCCGGGACGUGACAGCCUUACUUGCGACUCUAGCGAAAGAUUUCACGUCAUGGCCAACUGCUGAGGAAUUAAUAUUUCUCGCGAGCACCUUUGAUUAGGGAUAAAUAAUGAGAACAAGACAUUUUCGCUCAGGCUGAGUAUAUUGUUAGCAGGGCAACAGAAAAAUCACCUAAGAGGAAGAUUUGAGUAUAUUUCUUUUGCUUUUUGUCUUGUCUCGCUACGGUGUUAAAUUUUGGAAUGAAAAGUUAUUUUUUUCCGACCUGCACUGCCUCGGAAUAUAAAUGCUUAUUGUACCGUGAAAAAAUUUAAGCAUAUCAUAUUGUCAGUCACCACGUGUCGUGUAGGUCGAUGUUACUGGAUUUUUCUUUUCCUGCACAGACUUUACAGCUCCCUAGGCGUUUCAGUUUCCCUUUAUCUUAUUAUCUUUCCGAAACCCUCGGCUAAGUGAAACAUAUUAGCUAAUCGGUUUAUGAAUUACCGAAAAAUAAGUCCCUUAACAGUUUUAGACGCUAUCAGAGACCGGUUGGCAAACUUUCAAGCAGAAUUUGUCUAACGACCACUGCGCCUAGGAGUUUGGUAGGCAAGCUUCCAUAUCCAGGCGAUACAACCGAUUGGCGUUAACCCACUUACGAUGUCGUUAGAAGAAAAAAUAACUCUAGGAAAGAAAAUCACACUUUCUUUACAAUUAAGCGCAGUUAUGGAGGAGAAAGCCCCCUGCCAAUCUCUUUCCUUUCUUCAAUCCCCCUCCCCCCAACUUCUCUACCCGACUUCGUAAAUCGUUAUCGGGGAUUUCAUUAUCCGUUCAAUUUUGGCCAAGAGGAGCAGAAUAACUCCCAAGUUAACCGACGAUAAUUUUGCUUAAGCAACUGAAUUUGGAGAUCUAUCUGACGUCAUAAAGGCUGAUAGUAUUUUCAUCGUCACGUCCGAAAAUAACCGAUCUAAGAAAUCUCUCUACAUACUUGUUUAACUGAGCGGUUUUCCGCACUUAAGAUAACUCCGAUACAGUAUGAAAAGUCUAAUAAAAUCGUUGUGCAUUAAUUACCAAGUAAAACAACGUCAGGAAGUGGAGUUGAUUAAUCAAAAUUAAUGAUUUUAAAAAUGGACGUCACGGGUUCAUUUUAGACGCAAAACGUGCGUGAAUUUGAAGUAUUACCUGCGCGCAAAUAUUCCAUGGUUGAUAAAAGAGUGCCCCGCUCUAUAAUCGUCAUCUGUUAAAUAAAUAUCGCUACUUUAGAGUCCAUUGUUUACACUUUCGGCAACUUAAGAAUGUAAUAUUAUUAACAGCCAGGAGUAUCACAAGUUCAAUUAGCUAGAUCAUUUUUCUCGCGGGCGCUUUCAGCUCCCCUUAAGUGAAAGUUGCAAAAAUGCCGCUAUUUCGCCGAACAAUAACAAUGUCACAGCAUCACGCCUUCCUAAAGAAAACUUUGCGGGAGAAGUGCUAACGAUUAUUUUCCCAACAUAAGCACUCCAGACUGAAAAUAGUUCUUUGAUGACCUUUUAGAGUGAAUUUUUUAUCUUCCUUUGCGGAAAAUUCUUCGCUAAAUUACCGAUUUCUCACACGCUUCACGCGCACCGCUAACUGUGUACCCUUUCAACACCAUUUAUUGCAAAUUUUUUUUCACAGUGGGCGUGAUGUGGCCAAAGGCUGAAUUUCCGGGGCAGAGUUAGCAUCUAUUGCUGACUGAGCAAGCGGGAAACUUUUCAAUUCUCUUCCUCUUGAAGCAAGCGCAAUCACGACCAGAGGAAGACAAAUCAUCGUAAAAUCUGUUGUCGGCUUUCUUUCUCUUGUUAUGAAGAAUAUGCGUAUAGCUUAAUUCUACAGUAACCUCAUUAUUUGAGGCUAGUUUGUCGAGAUCUCUGAAAAGUGAAAAACGAUUAACAGUUGCACCGACCCAAGAUGACCGCGUAUUGCCAAAAUAAUUAACACUGCGAUAGAAGUAGCCGCGAACCAAUCAAAAAUUGUGUUAUUUAAUUUUGGAAAAGGGAAGAUUUUUAAGUGCAGCGGGCGCGCUGGUAUACACUCAGUUAAGACCAGUCAUCAGUCGGCAAAGUGUCCGGCGACCUCAGGGACAUAGGAGAAAAAGGCGCUUUCGUCAAGGGCACAGUAGGAACUCGGAAUUGUUUAUUGUUAUUACUGAGUAUAAAGAAAAACUGACAGAUUGACCGCUUUUAUCAAAACAGCGUUAUCUUUGGAACUGAGCGGAACCUUCUAAAAAAGCCCGUUGGAAUGGCAUCUCUGUUGGUAAAAAUCUUGUGUGUGGUUUGCAUGUAUGGCUUCGGGCCACUCAACAGCAAUUUUGUGCAUGGAGCAACGGACUCGUCCUUAGCUUGGGACAUUCGAAUCCGUGAGACGCUGAACAAGCUUCAAACCAGACCAUGUUGGGGCCGUUCGAGAGGAUCUCAGUGCGAUGACUCCAUGAUUGUCGGUAUGGAUACGCGCAAAAUGAGACUGUUUAUUGCACAAGGCCAGAAAAAGUCCAGCCUAAGAGUUGUACUACCAGACAGAAGACAGCGGCGUCUGACUUCACGUUCCCACCGGAAUGACUCCUACGACGCGGUCUUUGUGCUUGAUCCGUAUCCCGACACAAACUUCGGCCAUGUUGUGUUCAUUUUUCUGGUGGACUUUGAUGUGAAUCAGACUGUUUGUCGCAACAUGAAUGGUGUUCCUGUUAAUACUGGUGAGUCAGAGGGUGUUUAUGCGUGACUUGGCGCGUGUAUCACCAUAGGUUAGCGCUAUGAGCAAAUUGACGUUUACUGUUUACGUAUCGUGUCAGUCGCGGGCCUUGGUGAAAAGAUUUAAAUAAAGAAUCUUAAGAUUGUUGUUGCGUUAUAACUACCGCCUAUGAAACAAGAGCACUUCUUGUGACUAACGGAUGUUAUAUUGUAACGCCGCAUAAGUUUGUUUUGUAUGGAAAAUUUAUCAUAUCAGUCAAAACAAGGCCAUUUUAAAGUGGGGCGUUAUGAUGGUCCAAUAUUUCGUUCUUAUAAUGGCUCUAUUCCUAGUCAUGUUAUUUUUUUCUUGUCAUAAAUGGUAUAAAUUUUCAAUUCUGAGUUUUCCAUUUUUAGGACGGGAAGAAUGCAUCAGGAGAGCAGAAAAGGUACACUGCAAAAACCGUAUUGCCCACAGACAAGUUAAGUGUGAAAUCAAUUUUAUACCGCUGGUAUAUUCUGUGAACGACGGAAAACGUAAACAGCUUCUCCAUUGCCAUGGAAGUCUAAGUACGCGCCAAUUUGCACGCUGUGGAAAACGUGAUGAUCAGAACGAACUUUCACCGCCUUGCAGUGGCAAUUCUGCGCAUAGAUGUUCGAUUGGAAACCGUCCCAAAUCUCAGGAUUUUUGCUUUCAUACCACUUGUGACCAUGCCGUGUUGGUGUCCGGUGGCUGGAAUCCGGACACGAACCACCCACGAUAUCGCCAAAAUCUUCAUCAAAUGUGGAAACUGCUACGCUCCGAAAUGCAUUACAAGCCGGAAAAAAUAGUCACUUUCUUUGGCCAGGGUCAGAAAAGUGAACGUGAGUAUAGGAGAUUUGUUUGUACUUCGUUAAGAAAGUUUAUUGUGCGCCAACAGAUUAUAACGGCGGCAUUGCUCUUCGAUCGCAAUUGGAAAGGCACUAAUUCAUUUGGCAGUCGGCAAAGUGAUUUAUUAAAGCUAUUCAGUGAAUGUAGCUUGAAUCGCUUUAUUAUUGAAGAUCAUUCUUUAAGGAUAUUCUUAAUGAGAUUUACGAUUUCUGCAAGUAAAUUUCUAGUCUUUACGAGUUGGUGGAAUUACGUGCGAUCUAUAUGUUAUCCAACCUUGUAAUCUUUGUGGGAAGGCUAUUUGAUCAGCUAGCCAAAGAUUCGUUAAUGGAGUUUCCAUCUUUGCUUGCGGAGAAAAACUCUCUAUCUGACCGUCUAAGUGCAGGGGAUUUAUUUUGCCAACUGUGUUUUCAGCCCAGCGGGAUGCUGUUGUAAGCGGUUCGGUUUAAACCCUUAAUGUGAUAAAUUGUAAAUAGCCGAUGUCGCGGAGUAAUUAAUUUUGAAACCGAUACCUUUCACGAAACAAUAUUCAUAACUCAACGAGCGGUUUCUUCACUGCAGCCAGACUGACAAAAACAAUUUCGUUUAUUAGAAUAAGAAAAUGCUUCAUUUAAGACGCUUUUAAUUGAUUAAAAACUUACCUGAGAGGCAUUGCCUCUUUUUUCAUCUUCACCGCGGUUCUCACCACUGAGUUUUACAAAUAAAUUGUAGUCUCUCUGUGAGUUUGUAGAAUCUUUCUGUCGAACCGGCGAAAAAUUGCGAAACUAAAUAACUUCACACAUCUCUACAAUCAAUUCAUUAAGCCUUAAACUGUUCGCUUUGUGUGAAUUGAUCAAUCUUUCUUAAGAAUCAGUUUUCCAACUCCAGACAUCGAUUAUACUGAGAAAGAACAGCGGCAACGAAGCUGUAGAACUGACACUGUCACUACUGAGAAAUCAAUAACUCUUCACUGAUCACAACUUCGAUGAUAGAGACAAAGACACUGAAAGUUUAAUUUUCGUCGUUGUAAACGAAGGUACAGAACAAAACACAAACCGAUGGGUGGCAUUUUUAAUAAAGCCUCGAUAACAAUGAAGUGGAAUUAUGUGCUCAUGAAAAAUACGAUGUUCUAAUGAAAAGUAGAAAUUAAAAUACCGUACCAGGCGCUUCACAGAGGUGAAAUCUUUUGAAGCAAAAGUAAAAUCAUGUUGCGCAUUCUAACAAUGAGAAUUUCCUUUGCACUUCGCCGACAUACAAUUGAAGCCGCGCUGAAAUGCAUCUGUUAAAGAGGUUUUCAAUUUGGAGUGAUACGUUUACGCUGAAACCCUAAAAGAUCUCUAAGCGCGUUUAGAACUUUCUAGGCUCUAAUUCCUCCGGUCGAACUACUAAAGCUGCAAAUAACGUCACGUGAACACACCGAAUAUGGAAAAUUUCAAGCGUUGCAUUCUUUCGUUUUGCGUGUAGAAUUUUUAGAAUUGUAAGUGUUUGCCUUGAGUCAACAGAACGCUUGUUAUAUUAUUUCAUCAUCGAUUGACCCCGAAAAUAAACACUUGACUCAAAACAACGCAAAAUUAAUCCUGUGCUCACGUCCAAUACGACUUUUUAAUUUCGGCGAGGUCUUGUCACAUACAAAAUGAAGAACGAUUCGCCGAGGUGAUUACGUGUUAAUUAGAAUUUCACGUAGUCGAAAUCUAUGGCUACCUCACGUAUUUAGCGGAAGCUCUUCGUCAUCGCAGUUGAUUAGAAUUCUGACCCAUUCAAAAACAUGGGUCGAAAAAUUCGCACUGACAAUUAAUUAGGAAGUAAAUUGAGGAAUCGAAAGGAUCACCCUUAAAAGCCAGAGGCGAGCUUCCACAAAGGUUUUACAUCUCUGAUGCUUCAACACUGCUAAAAGUGACUAGCACGUGAUUUUCCUUACGAUUUUAAUGCAUUAUCCAGCAAAUAGGCAAUAAAAAUAGAUAUAAUUAUUACCUCAAGAGCAGUCUCUAGAAAUGUAAAACAGAUGGACAUUUGACAAUUGAAACUCAGAUCUUGAGACUAACAGCGUUGAAAGGAGUUGCAUCAUAGCUUUUGCAUCUAAAAAAAAUUGCAUCUAGAUGAUUUAAGUUUCCCCUUUACCGUCAGCCGCUGAUGGUAAAUAGGAAACUUUAAGCGGCUUUAAUAUUUUUUUCAUCCCAAGACAUCUUUGUUCCGUUUUCACUCUUGUCUCUUAACUGUUUGUCCCUUUUAAAGUGCUAUUUCAACUGUAGACGUUUUAAUUAAGUUUCUGCCCUACGAUUUUGAAACGGAGGAAUUUUAAGCAAGAUAAUGUGACAGAAAUUCACAGCAUGCAGGCUGUGAAUAUGGCCGACUAAAUCUAUCAUGUUCACUCGACUUAAUAAGCUGCAUAAUUCUUUUGAGUGAUUUUGCAUUUUUUUACUAUUUUACACAAAUUGCUUAAUCAUAGGAUUACUAUAUUUAUAAUAGUUUUAAGUCUCGUUUUAUGCUCAACUCGCUAUUGGAGCUUAGUGAAAUAUGUGGCCAGCUCUGAAAAUUCAACUUGGGUUUUUUUCUCAGCAUAAAUACGAUGUAUUUCGUCAUGUCAAAGCCGUCGAAUUGCACCAUCACUCAAAACGACCCUUAACAAUCUGUUCGUCGCAGUAGCUCGUAACUGAAGUUUCAAGACACGACUUAAAAAAUCUUGUCGUUACACGGGAAGCUGAAAUUACUAGCAUUCUAUUCUUCUAAGUAACUCACUGAUUCUCUAGCAAACGAAAAACUCUUAACGUUUCUUCGAAGUUUCUUAAUUAACGUUUUCUAUUUUCAGUUAACGAUAGACAAAGAGACAACUCUUUCUUCGCAAGAAAUCCAACAGGGGUCAAAGAGUACAUCAAGAAGCUUUGUGGAUCUCGUAAUUGUGCAGAUUCCAUCACACUCUAUCUCACUGGGCCGUCGACUAGCGAUGGCGCUCUUCUGUUCCAAGACAACGGGGACGGCAUCACCGAUGAUUCUGAGCUAUACACGCCAAAACAACUUCUAGAAGACGUAAAAAACUGCACUGCAACAAGACUCUUUAUCGUGGCUGAUUACAGCUAUUCUGGUGCCAUGAUUAACAGAAUUACCAGCAGAAUGCGCCGACAUCCUGAUCAAUUUAAGAAUUUGGUGGCUACUUCUUCUGGCUCUUGGGAUGAAUACUCGUGGAAGAGUGAGUUUACUGAUGCGUUUGUGAGACACAAUAAAGAAGGAAGGAGAACGAAAUGCGUGGCAGAUGUUUUCGAGGUAAGUGCUGCCUUUUCAUUUACAUUUAUGUAUUUCACAAGCAAGCUUUUGAUCGAUUGGGGCGGGCGUGUGCUUCUUGAACACGCCGCGUGCGCGCGAGGAUGACACGCUCAGAACUUGUCCUCUGCAAUGUCAUGAUUUACCGUUUAAAACCACUGGACUGGAUCAAGAAAGGGAAUAUCAGUUAUUUUCGCAAAGUAAAAAAAUAUGGGUUGAUUUAUAGGUUUAUUAUCAUUAUCUCAAUCACUGGUUUGAGCACAAUAUCCUGUCUUUUCGCUAGGCAAUAUUUAUUUUUAAAGUUGGCUUUUAAAUGCAAAAAAAUUCUUCGCAUGCUUCAGUGAAACUCUCUGACGUUUUGAUAAAUUAUUUCCUUUCAAUGUUAUUCUUAGCUCGGAAAUUCUGCUCUGUAUAUUUGAAAGCAAUUUAUUUUAGGCAAGCCAUUUGCAAAAUUACUAAAUUAGAUUCUAUUCUACGUAUUCUGUGGAGCGUAUCGCCCGCUUUCUUCUUUCGGUUGAACUAAAAAAAAAAAGACUUGGACUCCUGAAAGUCUAGACUAAAUUUGGUACCUGUAUGACAAGUAGGGUAGUUACCUUUAACGACGUCUGGCUCGUCUGAUUGUUAACUUUUUUCGCAGACGGUCCAAGAUUGAUGACUCUUGUGUCUCUUUAAAUAAUCUCAGCUUCUUUACCACAAGUUCGCUUAUGCUGUUAGUUACACAUGUACAUAUAUGCUGAAGUAUUCUUUGGCUGAAUAAAUUUUGUUCCUUAAAAAAAAAAAAUAACAGCUGUCUCUUUGCCUUGGUAAACAGGAAAUCAAACAAGAAUUUCACACGAAAGGCGCGUUGUCCACUCCACUUAAGACGCCAAGAGAUGGGGGUAGAUCCAACACCACUUACACCACGCUAAGUGGAAGAAGAUGCAAUGAAACGCGGCUUACAGCGAAAUUUUCCAGACCUUGCCAACUGAUACCGAUCGAUAAAUUGCUACAAAAGCCAGCCCCGAAUGGUAAUAAUUGAACGUUUAUGGCUCUUAAAAUAGCUGUAAAUAUGAUAGACGAUGUAAAACCUCUCAUGAUAAAAUAAGAGAUGGCGUAGGUGGAUAAGAUAGAUUUUUGGGAUGCUUACAUAUUUAUUACCAAUCUUUAAACAAAAAAGGAUCGAUUUGAGAGUUUCCUUCUUACAAUUAAGUGUCAGGUGUACUUGCAUAAAAUGCUUCACUAGUUGGAAAAAAAAAACCCCAGAAAAACAGCAGUUAGAAUGUAUUUUCUUUCUGUCAAAAUAUUUCGCCCGGUCGAGCGAAUAUCGUUGAUUAAGCCCUAUAUAUUGAUCACGCAAAGUAGGUUUUGAUAAGUGUCUGGUAUAGUCACACUAAAAUGUUUUAAUGUACAAAGUAAAAAGAGUUUAAUUUUUUUUUAAAUCUUUAGCUAAGGUAAAGUAGAUCGACGAAAGCUAGUAGUAUAGGUAUGCAUUAAGAGGAGAGGUAAAACUAAGCUAUCCAGAUAGAAAAUUCAUCCCGAAACAAAGUAAUGCUGUGAAACCUUUUCUGCAGGACACAGUACAGGUAUAUGUCUUCUGUGUUGGAGUCAUCAUUAGUUCGCAAUUUUACGGUGUAAAAUGCCUAAGUAUGCGGUUUGUAGGCCCGCAAGGAAUGUAAUUUAUGUAUCUUAGAAUAGCGGUUAUUUGUUUUUAACUCAGUGACGAUUUAUAUUGAGCUGCUACGAUAAAAAGGACAAAUAUUGGUGAUUAGGUAUUGUCAGAAACAAGGAUAUUUUGCUCGUACUUCUGCCCUAAGGCGGAAAAAUGUUACUCAACCAUGAAAAACGUGCGCAAUUUGCGACGUUUUCUUCUAAGCUACACAAACAAUAUGAGUAGAUUCGGCAGGUAAGAUGAAGACAGACGCAUAUUUGGACUUGAAGAUACAGGGCGUCUUCCCUUGGGGAAAGGGCCUUGAAUAUUCUCGAUAUAGAACAGUACAACUAUUUUUCAUCUUGACGAAAACAACUUGACGGUGUUGGCGACUGCGUCAUAAGUUAAUAGUCUAAAUAUCUCUGUAAAUAACAGGAACUUUUACAUUGUUUGAGAGUGUUACUCUAGAGAGCCACUCGAAGCUUCUCAGACGCUGCUCUAAAAUGGCUCGGAGCAGCCAGUCUCCUUUCGUCAGUCAUGUGAAGAGUAAAAUGGCGAACUGCCAUAAAAACUAGAUACGAAUGAAACGUAUCGUAUAUAAACAUACCCAGUGUUACCCUAGUCUAGUUCAAUUAGCCGGACUUAUAUUAAACAGAAAUUCGUCUUUUCAAGAAAUUCAUUACAGUGCUAACCAAAUGCUUAGGUUAUAGCGAGAAGGGGUAAGGUUUUCUCUUUCUCAUAGAAAAGACAUUAGUCCUUAGCAAAGAAGCCCUACUUGAGAUGUCUAUAAAACGAUACUUAUGUUACGACAAACGGUCUGAGUUACCGGAAGGUUCUCUUAUCAUAAUCUUCAAGAGUUCGCUGAAGUAAUAUAACAUGUAAAACACAAGAAAACGGCUUCUGCGGAAUAGCAGUUAAUUUUAACGGAGCAGUUUACUCCUUCCUUAUCGCAUUUCGCUUUAGAUUAAAGUAGAAUUUAAAACUGUACUUUAAGCAGUGUAGAAUACUAGGAUACUAGAGAUUGUAAGCGAUGUAAACAAUGUAAAUAUAUGACUAAACAAAAAACGUUAGAGUUUAUUUAAGUUUCCUACUUCUUGAGUUCCCAAACUUCUCAUUUCUAACCAAUAUUCUUUAUAGGCCGGUUGUCCGUCUACUUUAGUCGCACCGUCUUUCGUGACCAUAUUGUUCUUUUUCUGAAGCUUUUUAAGUUGUACUUAAAGCUGGUGAUUGUAGAUGACUUUGCGUGAUGGGUUGCGAAGGAGGACCAGCCAGAAAUGAGUCUGAUACAAUAAACACUCCUAACUGUCCAAUAAUAUUUCCUUGUACAAUC
Molecule: messenger RNA, 12320 nt
Organism: Pocillopora meandrina
Lineage: Eukaryota; Metazoa; Cnidaria; Anthozoa; Scleractinia; Pocilloporidae
Source: the annotation of a GenBank genome assembly